Molecule: messenger RNA, 468 nt
Organism: Spirometra erinaceieuropaei
Lineage: Eukaryota; Metazoa; Platyhelminthes; Cestoda; Diphyllobothriidea; Diphyllobothriidae
Source: the annotation of a GenBank genome assembly
AUGUCACUCACUGUAGAUCCCCCCACUGAUGGCAUCAAAGCUGCUUUCUACCGCAGUCGCCGCCAGCUUCAGCAACGACUGCGCGAGAUACAGGACGUCUGGACUGCCCGCAAAGCUGAGGAGAUCCAGGGUUACGCAGACCGCAGCGAAUGGAAGAACUUCUGCUCCGCGAUCAAAACUGUAUACGAUCCACCGACAAAGGGCACUGCUCCUCUCCUCAACGCCGACUUUAGCACUCUCCUGACUGAGAAAACGCAAAUCCUACAGCGAUUGGUCGAGCAUUUCCGAGGCGUACUCAACCGCCCUUCCACCAUCUCCGACGUCGCCAUCGACCGUUUGCCGCAAGUGGAGACCAACGUGAACCUCGACCACCCGCCAUCUCUCCAGGAAACCAUCAGGGCCGUGCAGCAACUCUCCAGCGGGAAAGCACCCGGAUCGGACGCAAUCCCUGCUGAGGUCCACAACUAA